Petromyzon marinus (sea lamprey) is the source of this 2758-nucleotide messenger RNA. RefSeq names its product purpurin-like. Gene Ontology annotation, molecular function: retinol transmembrane transporter activity; retinoid binding. Lineage: Eukaryota; Metazoa; Chordata; Hyperoartia; Petromyzontiformes; Petromyzontidae. The record is from RefSeq and is a predicted model, not a curated record.
GGGCCCUUCCAUGUGACGCAUAAAGCUCGAGGCGCGAGUGGCCAAGCUAAAGGAGCGGACCACAGGAGCCUGCGAGCAGAGAUCCACGUGCCUCCCUCCAGUUCACAGCGCGCUUACAGCUUCUAGGAACGUGUCGCCAUGGAGCCGCGCCACGCGGCCUCCUCGCUCCUCGUCGCCGCCCUGAGCCUGGUCGCUCUGCUCGCCCCGGCGCGCGCCAACCGCACGUGCGCGGUGGACAACUUCCCCGUGAUGGACAACUUCGACAAGGAGCGGUACCUGGGCAAGUGGUACGCAGUCUCCAAGAAGGACCCGGAGGGGCUCUUCCUGCAGGACAACAUCUCAGCCGACUAUACCCUCGACGAGGACGGCAACUUGGUGGCCACCUCGCGUGGCCGUGUCAAACUCUUCGGGUUCUGGGAGGCGUGCGCUGACAUGGUGGCCUCCUACAUCGUGGCCAAGCCCGAAGUGAAAUCCAAGAUGUUCAUGAAUUACCAAGGGCUCGCCAGCUACCUCUCCAGCGGGGGAGACGACUACUGGGUGAUCGACACGGACUACGACUCGUACGCGCUCACCUACUCGUGCCGCUCGCGCGACGAGGAGGGUCUGUGCGCCGACGGCUACUCGCUGGUGUUCGCGCGCACUCCGCGCGGCCUGCCGCCCGGCACGCAGCGCAUCAUCCGCGCGCGCCAGGACGAGCUGUGCCUGCUCGGGCACUUCACGCCGGUGGUGCAGAACGGAGCUUGCCCAUGAAGCAAAGGAGGGUGGCAAGGUGGGCGGAGGAGCCCUCACCGCCUGCAAGAUCUCCCCCAGUGCUCAGCCGACACACACAACCAUAACCAGCGAUGUGCAUUAUUCAACAUAUAUCGACAUUAUAUGAUAGGGUAUUGUGCAUUUAAUGAUAUUCAAACAUACAAUACAUAGGUGAGAGACUAUAUAUAGUUACAUCCUCAUCAGUCCUCCGCAAGUGGUGAAAGUUAGGUCUAUGAAUAAAUUUUCCAAAAAUUUGGUCAAUUUUACUGUUUUACUGUUGUGUCCACCCAUAACAACAAGUUGAUAGCAAUAUUCGUGUGAUCUUGAUUUGAAGCUUUCGUGACUGCAGGAAUCCAUACUCUUUGGUUCUUUCUGUAAAGUCACUUAGGUAGAAAAAUAAAAUAAAUCACGACGUUUCAGGCGCAACACAAGCGUCCGUCAUCAGGUGGGAAAGCAUGUUUAUUUUAUACCUACGUGACUUUACCGAAAGAACCAAAGAGUAUAAUAUUCGUGUGAUAGUAUAUGCAUCAUGCCCUCAUGCUUCAUUAUGAAACUAAAAAGAAAGAAUAUUGAAUACGUGUAUGAAGAUACUGAUCUUUCCUUUGAUACAUGAAAAUAGAACUUCGAUCCAUUUCACUUUAGGUAAAUUCAAGUCUUUUUGUGGGAUUUUUUAUAUUCUCUACAUGCAGGAUUAUAGGUGACACAAAUGAUAAUCCUUCCUCAGUAUCCAUCUCCUGGAUAGUGAAACUACUCUAUUCUUCCGAAUGCUGGACUUUGCGCUUAUAUAGCAGUUGAAACACAGCUCCGGUGAUAUAUUUACAACAAUGUGCUGCCUCUCUUUGCCUUCGUCUCUUUUCCCUUCCACUUUAACAACGAUCGACAGCGCCUCCAAACGAUCGUCAUUCAAAAAGUAUCAAACACCCCGCUGCAAUUUUCAGAGAGCAGAGGUCACACAAAGCUGCAGUCGCAGUGCCUCGUGUCCUGAGAAAUCGCGCGCUUGCUGUGACUGACCACAGCGUGUGGGCAGUAGUGGUCACUGAUGGCCAGAUGGAGAGUGUGACUGGCAGUGGUCCAUGUCGUUCAGUCACUGUGGCCAUGCAACACAAACUGUGGACCACACAAUAAACCACUGCAGCCUGCGCUCCUUCCACGGAAGUGUAACAGCAAAAACGACGCAAACUCUCUGUCUCUCCUGAAACCCUGUCGUGGACAGCAGACAUCCACGUUGGCAUUUAGCUCAUGGACGUAUCACUGCCAUCAUGUGCAAGCACAGAGCGUACUCCGUGUGAGCUGUGCACAUGUGGGGAUGCAAUCGACCACAACCCCCCCCCCCCCCCCCAAAAGCAAAGGUGAGAAUUACAUCUGACUUGUUCUCUCUCAGAACACCCUAUUUUAAGAGAAGCAUUCUAGGGCAAAGGAAAUACUGUACAUGCAUUUUAAGAAUUUUCAGAACACAUUCGACAAUGCUGCGCUUACUAGUGAUCUGCAACAACUAUUGCAGAGCAGAUAAUGUUACAAUGUCUCUCGAUCAUUAGAAAUGAGGAGGAAGUGUCACCAUGCGUCGAGACGCUUUGUAGAUGUUUAGUUCUCCCCCUGUAAAGGCUGGCUCGCGGUGCGCCAGUGGGGUCAAUAAACAUGACAAGCUUGGCAAGUGCCAACACCUUUUGCAGCCCUGCAAAGCCCAAUGUGUGAAACACGUCUCGUCCUCUUCGCUCGUUGCUACAGAAUGUAGCCUUCGAGCGUAUCUCUCUUAGCAUCACGUGACAUCCAUGCCACGUUGCAUGCUUUUUUAUUUAUCUAUCGUGCAACGACUACAGAUACAUAGCCAAGGGAGAGAUGCUGUGGUGCAAUGAUUAUUCCCACAUUGGAUUUGCAAUCGAAACUCAACAAAGGACGUGUGUUUGGUGAUGCUGCACUGGGCACCACGUGCUGCACAAGCUGCCAUUCACAAACACCCAACACACUCGUCGACACCCGAUGCAUUGCAAUAAACAAAUAUAACGAGCAA